Molecule: messenger RNA, 3066 nt
Organism: Manihot esculenta (cassava)
Lineage: Eukaryota; Viridiplantae; Streptophyta; Magnoliopsida; Malpighiales; Euphorbiaceae
Product: wings apart-like protein 1
Exons: 13
Coding region: 217-2919 (900 amino acids)
Biological process (GO): regulation of chromosome condensation
Source: RefSeq, a predicted model, not a curated record
UAACCAACAAACGGCUUCCUUCCCCGUCCGCGAUUGUCCUAAUCGCCCUUUCUUCAGCUCGCCAUCUCCAUAGCCUCUUAACUCAGGCUUAUCUUCCUUGUUGAUUAGUUUGAGAGAGAGUUUCUGAAUCUUGAUUUCCAAAAAAGCCCCCGUCUUUUUCCAGUAAUGCCAAAUAUAAACCUCUGUUCUUCAAGAUAGGCGGUGGAAAAUUCAAACAUGAUUGUCAGAACUUAUGGUCGUCGAAACCGGGGCUUAACCAGAACCUACUCCGAUUUGAUAGACGAAACCGUUCCCGAAAACUCCUUCAAGGACUCUUUUACUCUCUCCUCCCAAGAAAACCCAUCUCAAGAUUUCCAUAGUUUGCCAUUCUCCUCCCAAGAAUCUUCCUCUCACUGGCCCUCCUUCGAUCCCGAUCCAUAUAACUUCAAUUCAUCGCAGGAGAAUGCUUUUUCGAAUAGCUUCGUUUCCAGGAAGUCAAAGAAACCAAAGAAUGGCAAAUUUGAUAGAACCGCCGGCAAGAGUAGCAAUUCUAGGUCGUUGGUUCCUGUGACUUCAACAUUGAUGGAGGCGCAGGAAUUCGGGGAGAUGAUGGAGCAUGUCGAUGAGGUUAAUUUUGCGCUUGAUGGGUUGAGAAAAGGCCAGCCUGUUAGGAUCAGGAGGGCCAGCUUGUUGUCUCUGUUGUCGAUUUGUGGCACAGUGCAGCAGCGACGGCUCUUGAGGACUCAAGGGUUCGCAAAGACAAUACUUGAUGCUAUUUUGGGUCUCAGCUUUGACGACUCAUCCAGCAGUCUUGCUGCUGCAACUCUUUUCUAUGUUUUGACUGGUGAUGGUCAGGAUGAUCACCUUUUGGAAUCACCCAGUUGCAUUCAUUUCCUAAUUAAACUGUUGAAACCAGUCAUUUCUACUGCUGCUAAAGACAAAGCCGUAAAUAUUGGAAAUAAGCUUUUAGGGUUACGCAAAGAUUCUGAUAUCUUCAGGGAUACAACGAAACUGGUAGAUUCCAGCUCUGCUGAUAUUGUUGCCAAGGUUCAGGAAGUUCUUGUUAGCUGCAAGGACAUUAAGACAUGCUGUGAUGAUAAUGGAAUGGAGAGGCCAGAGUUGAGCCCAAAGUGGAUAGCUUUGCUGACAAUGGAGAAAGCUUGCUUGUCUAAGAUAUCAUUUGAAGAUACAUCUGGCAUGGUAAGGAAGACAGGUGGGAACUUUAAGGAGAAGUUACGGGAACUGGGAGGGCUUGAUGCUGUCUUUGAGGUUACCAUGAAAUGUCACUCUCUUUUGGAGACAUGGACUGGACAAAGUUCAUCUACCAUUGAAGGCACGACAGAUGACUCAAUCUUGCAGAGCCUGGUGCUACUUCUAAAAUGUUUGAAAAUCAUGGAAAAUGCUACAUUCCUUAGCAAUGAUAAUCAGAGUCAUUUGCUUGGCAUGAAAGGAAAGUUGGAUUCUCAUGGAUACCGACUUUCUUUUACAGCACUUAUGAUAAGUAUCAUCAAGAUUCUGUCUAGUCUUUAUCUAUGCAAAAGUGCUGCUAAUAAUUCCAAUGAUGGAAAGCCUUGCAGUCUUUCUGAUGGUAGAGAUCAUGCGUCUGAUUUGGCUUUAAUUGCAGAUCACAAAGUAAAUGAUAAUGAAAUUAUAUACAUCAGUUCUUCAACAAAUUGCUCUGGUGCAGAGAGAGCAUCCUCUGAAAAAAGCUUUAAUGCAACUCAGGAAUCCAUUUCCCAGUUUAACUUUUAUGCUUCCAGUUCUGAAACUACUUCUACAUUCAUGAAUGAUUCUUGCCAAUUAAGGAUGAGAGUCCACUCUUCCACGUCCAGCUCGUCUAGUGGCAUAUUAAGGAGAUCUACUGGCGGAAUACCUGUAGAUAAUAAUGGGUUAAGGACAGAAUUUGGGCUUCCUGACAGAACUAAUUGUACCACAAAUACCAAGUAUGAACUCUUAGAAAAUAACCAAGAUCCCUUUGCAUUUGAUGAAGAUGAAUUUCAGCCCUCAAAGUGGGACUUACUAUCUGGAAAACGGAAAAAAUCUCAGUCUCGAAAUCGCAGUGUAAAUGUAGUCUCAAAAGAACUUGAAGAUGAGUGUCAGUAUCAGCUAAUGGGCCAAGAAGAAUUAAUCAAUGGUGAAAAUCACAAACAAAAAUCAAGACAUGUGGAAAAUAAUCCUUCACAAGAAAACUCUCAUCGCAAUGCUGCUGAGGAAGAACAUUCCAGCCUUCUGGCAGACUGUCUUCUUACUGCUGUCAAGGUUUUAAUGAAUUUAACGAAUGACAACCCUAUUGGGUGUGAAAAAAUUGCUGUAUGUGGUGGGCUGGAAACAAUGUCAUCUUUGAUUGCUGCCCAUUUCCCUUCAUUCAGUUCAUCUUUACCUUUCUUCAGUAAGAUGAAAGAUGAUUCCUCAUGCGUUGAACUUGAAAGUCAGAAUGAUGAUCAUCUUACUGAUCAAGAGUUGGAUUUUCUUGUUGCUAUUUUGGGCCUACUAGUGAACUUGGUUGAGAAGGAUGGUCAUAACAGGUCAAGGCUUGCGGCAACAACUGUUGCAUUACCUAGCUCAGAAGGGGUAUAUGAGGAGAAUCACAGGGAUGUAAUUCCCCUAUUGUGUUCAAUCUUUCUAAUGAACCAAGGUGCAGGUGAUGCAUCUGGAGAAGGAAAUACUGUGGCAUGGAAUGAUGAGGCGGCUGUGCUACAAGGAGAGAAAGAAGCUGAGAAGAUGAUUGUAGAAGCUUAUGCAGCACUCCUACUUGCAUUCCUUUCAACGGAAAGUAAGAACAUUCGUGAUUCUAUUGCUGAUUGCCUCCCAAGUCAUAGCCUGGCUGUUCUUGUUCCUGUAUUGGAGAGAUUUGUGGCAUUUCAUUUGACGUUAAACAUGAUAUCUCCGGAGACUCAUAAAGCUGUGAGUGAAGUAAUUGAAUCGUGUAGGAUACAUUGAAAGCUCAAGAGAUGCAAAUUCUUGUACAGCCUCUUUCUUCUUUUCAGAUAAACUUCUGGUGUACAAUGUCGUUAGAUUGCAGCAACACACCCAUCAAAACUGACUACCUGCCUGCACUUAAUCUGAUUGACCUUUGCCAUUUUUUAA